Messenger RNA from Phytophthora nicotianae INRA-310, 2486 nucleotides. RefSeq lists its product as hypothetical. Lineage: Eukaryota; Oomycota; Peronosporomycetes; Peronosporales; Peronosporaceae. The transcript has a single exon. Gene Ontology annotation, molecular function: carnitine O-palmitoyltransferase activity. Bases 44 to 2428 code for a protein of 794 amino acids. The record is from RefSeq and is a predicted model, not a curated record. Gene Ontology annotation, cellular component: mitochondrion. Gene Ontology annotation, biological process: fatty acid metabolic process; carnitine metabolic process.
AUUUGCGGCCUCGAGCACACCCGAACACGAGCGAGAGGAAGCCAUGGCAGAAGCGCAUCAGGCCAUCGGCGUCUUCGAGGAGCACAAGCGCGGCGUGGAGCUGCUGUACUCGGACGAAGGCAUCCGCAUCUCGUUCACUAUCCCUCCGCCCCACGAGAUCCGACGCAGCGUCGUCCGCGAACUUUUCCACCUCCAGCGAGCCGUCCGACGCGGCGUGUACCCCGCGCCGCCGUUUGUAGCUAUCUUGACAGUGGUAGCGAUUUCGGUGAUUGUUGUGUCGUCCCCUACCGAAUCAUGGUGGCGCAGUGGACCCAUUUCGGUGGUCGUGUGGCAUGUUGGCAACUUCCUCAUGCCAUACUGGCACAGGUUGCCAAACUCGAUCUACGUGGCGUAUCUGGCUGCAUGGGCAGCAUUCCUGGGCCUCUUGGUGCUCAUGGCAGUCCAGAGACUAUUCCUACGUCUACUAUUGAGCUACAGAGGCUGGUUAUACCUCGCUCCGAGGCAGAAGAGCCGCGUGGUGAUGGCCUGGGCCGCGCUGUUGAAGAUUUUCGGUGGUCGUCAUCCUUUAACCUACUCUUUCCAAGACGCACUACCGAGACUACCUUUGCCACCACUGAAGGACACAAUACAGCGCUAUCUCCAGUCGGUGCACCCUUUACUGACCUCUAAAGAGUACGAGGAAGUGGAGCGCAUGGCCCACGAGUUCGUACACAAGGAAGGUCCCAAGCUCCAGUUCUAUCUGUACCUUAAGAGCUGGUGGUCGUCCAACUACGUCACAGACUGGUGGGAGAAGUACGUGUACCUUAAAGGCCGCUCGUCGCUCAUGAUCAACAGCAAUUACUACGCCCUUCCUGGAGCCAAUCUCGACUUCAGUCUCACUAAAAAGCCUGUCGCGUUGGCUGCCGCUCUCGUGCAUGAAUUCCUUCUCUUCAAACAGGAUCUGGACCGAGAACACCUGCCACCGCAACUCAUUCGAGGCAUUGUACCGCUCUGUAUGAGUCAAUACCAACGGAUCUUCUCCUGUACUCGCAUUCCUGGCCGGGAGACGGACUCACUCAAGUUGUAUCAGCACAAAUCGAAGCAUAUUGCCGUGUUCUGCCACGGUCGCGUGUUCAAGAUGCCACUGUUUGAAAAAGGCCAAUAUGGUAAAUUACUUACGAAAUUCGAGAUCCAGCGUCAGUUCGAGUGGAUUGAGACGACGGCGUUGGCUAUGGGAGCUCCUAGUAAAGCGGAAGAAAACUUGGCUGCACUCACUGCUGCUGGACGUAUCGAAUGGGCUGAAAAUCGCGAACAAUUUUUCUCUAGCGGCGUUAAUAAGCGCUCGCUAGAGGUUAUCGAGUCGUCGGUGUUUGUAGUGGUGCUGCAGAAUGAUGUGGCCAAAGACUGGACUUCGAUGGGCAAAAAUCUCAUCCAUGGCAGUGGAGGCAACCGCUGGUUCGAUAAAUCAUUUAACCUGGUUAUAUACAAGAACAGCGUGGCAGGUAUUAACGCUGAGCACGCAUGGGCCGAUGCUCCUGUGAUGGCUCAUGCGUGGGAACACGUAUACACCAAGCAGACGUAUACAAUGCCAUACGACGAUAAUGGAGACACCUUGGUCCAGUCUGAUGACGAGCGAGAGUCCAAGUUGCCGCUUUGUAGAAUGUUGCAGUGGGAUUUCUCGACGGGUCUGCAAGAUGCUGUGCUUAAGUCACUGGGAGACGCCGAGAAAUCCAUCAGCGACUUUGAUCUUAAGGUCAUUUCGCACACGGACUAUGGCAAGGGAUUGAUCAAGAAAUUUCGAGUAAGCCCUGACGCUUUUAUCCAGAUGGCACUGCAACUUGCAUACUACCGUAACUCGGGUACGAUCGCACAGACGUACGAGUCAAGUAUGACUCGGUUGUACCGUGACGGUCGUACGGAAACUGUACGACCGGUGACGGAUGAAUCGAAGGAGUUUGUGCUCGGUAUGGUCGAUCCCAAACUGUCCGAUGCGGAGAAGUUGAAGCUGCUGCAACGCGCUUGUGACGUGCACCAGGACAGCUACAGGAACGCUAUGAGUGGCAAAGGUAUCGACCGUCACUUGUUCACACUGUACUGCGUGUCGGUGGGUUUUGGCAUUGAGUCGCCGUUCCUGAACAACGCACUCAGUCGCCCGUGGCGCCUCUCGACGAGUCAACAGCCUCAGCAACAGACAGAGAACUGGCCUCUCGUUGAGAAGGCUCUAAAGGGAACUCAGUACUCCAUCGACGAUGCACGUUGCCCUGGUGGUGGCUUUGGUCCUGUCGCUGAAGAUGGCUACGGAGUCAGCUACAUGAUCGCAGGUGAAAAUAUGCUCGGCUUCCACAUCUCCAGCAAGAAAUCGUGCCCGUCCACUAGCUCGGACAAGUUUGCUGAAGACAUUGAGCAAGCACUGACCGACCUCAAGGCACUGUGGCACCCCAAGGAAUAAACCAGUUUAACUAACAAUUUUCAGAAUUGCAUGCCUUUCGAAUCAAUAGUGACAAAAA